AUGUACAGUCAAAGAGUUGUAAGAGCGGCUCGCAUUCCCAUAAGAAACUCACUACCAGCAAGAUCCGUACAAUGGCUUCCACAACGUCGAAAGCUUCACCUUGCCCCGCCGUUCUUGUUGGACGACUACAUCCCGAGAUACCACCUCCUCUCCGCCAUUGACGCAUCCAAGAAACGAUCUGCUGCUUAUGCACAUCUAAGGAACUGUAACCUAUGUCCUCGCCUCUGUGGAGUCAAUCGAUACGAUAAGACGGGAACCUGUCUGAUAGGCGCUGAAACAGUCAAGGUCAAUGUCAUCGCCCCUCACUUCGGCGAAGGACACCAUGGCUCCGGUAGCGUCUUCUUUUCUGGGUGCAAUCUUCGAUGCGUAUUUUGCCAGAAUCACGAUAUAGCACACAAACGAAACGGCCAGGACUUGACACCAGAGGAGUUGGGUGAAUGGUACAUCAAACUUCAAAAUGUUGGGAAUGUCCAUAACAUCAAUCUUAUCACGCCAGAGCAUGUUGUCCCCCAGGUCGUCCUUUCGAUUCUACACGCGCGAGAGCUUGGAUUGAAUGUCCCCAUAAUUUAUAAUACGUCAGCUUUCGACUCGCUAGCAUCAAUAGAAUUACUGGAUGGUUUGGUUGACAUUUACCUGCCCGACUUCAAAGUAUGGAAAGGAACCACGUCCAAGCGGUUGCUGAAAGUGGACAAUUAUGCCGAGACAGCUAUGGAGAGCGUGAAGGCGAUGCAUGCCCAAGUUGGAGAUCUGUGUUUCACCCCUGACGGCAUUGCCAAGAAGGGCUUGCUUGUACGGCAUCUCGUUAUGCCGGGGUACGAGUCUGAGGGCCAGGAAAUCAUGAAAUGGAUUGCCAGCAAUGUAUCCAAAGAUGUUUUCGUCAACAUCAUGGAACAAUAUCAUCCUGAUGCUCAUGUUGGUAAGCCAAAACAUCCUCGGAGAUCUGCGGCCACAGAGCCAGGCGGGGACGCAGGUCCCCAAGAGACAGUGAGAUACGAGGAGAUCAACCGGCACGUCACCCAAGAAGAGAUAUCAACAGUACGUCAGGCCGCUGAAAAGGCAGGCCUGUGGAGGUUUUGUGACCCACCGAAGCAUGAUGGUUUCAAUAUAUAA
This is a messenger RNA of Hyaloscypha bicolor E, 1110 nucleotides long. Its product is annotated as pyruvate formate lyase activating enzyme. The record is from RefSeq and is a predicted model, not a curated record. Bases 1 to 1110 code for a protein of 369 amino acids. The transcript has 2 exons. Lineage: Eukaryota; Fungi; Ascomycota; Leotiomycetes; Helotiales; Hyaloscyphaceae. Gene Ontology annotation, molecular function: catalytic activity; iron-sulfur cluster binding.